CAUCUGCCUUCAAGCUUUUAUUGUAACUCCGUUCUUUUUCAUGAAAACUAGUUACAAAAGUUUGAAGCAAAGCAAAUAAAUGGAGAGUACAGAUUCAUCGUCGGUUUCGCCGCACCCGCAGCUACCACCAGGGUUCCGAUUCCACCCGACCGACGAAGAGCUAGUGGUUCACUACCUGAAAAAGAAGGUCGCAUCUGCUCCUCUGCCUGUUACAAUCAUAGCCGAAGUUGAUCUUUACAAGUUUGAUCCAUGGGAGCUGCCAAGUAAGGCAACUUUCGGAGAGCAAGAGUGGUAUUUUUUCAGUCCUAGAGACAGGAAAUAUCCGAAUGGAGCAAGGCCUAAUAGAGCCGCAACUUCUGGUUACUGGAAAGCCACCGGGACCGAUAAGCCCAUUGUAACUUCCAAUGGAAACCAAAAGGUUGGUGUUAAAAAAGCUCUGGUGUUCUACAGAGGUAAGCCUCCCAAAGGGAUCAAAACCAAUUGGAUCAUGCAUGAAUAUCGCCUCAUCGACAAUAUUUCUACUUCAAAGCCUCAAAUUACUGAUCUACCCAACAGGAAAGCUUCUUUACGGCUUGAUGAUUGGGUUUUAUGCCGGAUUUACAAGAAGAAUAAUGCCCAACGACCCAUGGAAAGGGACACCAUGGAGGGAACGGGGAUGCGUACUGCGACACUGCCAACUCCUAACAAUCAAAAUCCAAGCGCUCUAACAUCAAAAGCUACCACUUACGGUUCAUUGCUACAACAUGAAGAUAAUUUCUUUGAUGGGAUAUUAUCAGAUCAGGGGAUGCGAGGCAGUUCCAACAUUUCACAACUACCAGUAUCGUCAGGCUCAAAGCCAAAUUUCCCCAUGGCGUUUAGCGUUAAACCAGCACUUCCUCCACAGUACUGGAAUGAACCGGAUUCAACAGGUUCAGAAUCCGGGAAAAGAUUCCAGCAAGAUGAUGUAAAUGGUAAUAGCAGAGAUGAUACCAAUUCCUUCGUUUCUUUGCUCAACCAGCUUCCUCAAAACACUCCGUUUUACCCAGGCACCAUCCUUGGCGAUGGGGUUUCCCUUCAACACUUUAUACUUCCUACUUCCGCGGAUGACUACAAGUAGAUAUACCUUUAAUUAAUUAAAUACUUCUGCCUACUUAUUUAAAUGUG
Messenger RNA from Hibiscus syriacus, 1143 nucleotides. Its product is annotated as NAC transcription factor 56-like. The record is from RefSeq and is a predicted model, not a curated record. Gene Ontology annotation, molecular function: DNA binding. Bases 80 to 1096 code for a protein of 338 amino acids. Gene Ontology annotation, biological process: system development; regulation of DNA-templated transcription. Lineage: Eukaryota; Viridiplantae; Streptophyta; Magnoliopsida; Malvales; Malvaceae. The transcript is spliced from 3 exons.